CGGAAAAUCAACCUGUGAAAAUUUGUGUACAUCUGGAGGCAGCUGCACCUCAAUUAAUGGACCAGUAACUAAUCCUUACGAUACAACAAAAAUGACUAGUGGUUCUAGUACUGGUAGUGCUGUAUUGGUGUCAACAGGCGCUGCUGAUAUGGCAUUAGGCGCUGACCAAGGAGGAUCCAUUCGCGGGCCAGCUUCGUCGUGUGGUAUUGUGGGACUGAAACCUACGUGGGGGUUGGUUCCCUACACGGGUAUACUAUCAUUAGAACCAACAUUAGAUCACGUUGGCCCAAUGACGAAGACAGUGUAUGACUGCGCAUUAUUGUUAGAGGUUAUUGCUGGUUACGAUGAUGGCCUUGAUCCAAGACAGCCAAGAGAUCUGACUGUACCAGAAUACACUAAGCAGCUUUCGCGUGACUUGACUGGGAUGAAAAUUGGCGUUCUCAAGGAGGGGUUUGAUACUCCAUUUUCGGAGAAAGAUGUUGAUGAUAACGUGAUGAAAGCUUUGAGAAAUUUCCCUAAAACUGGGGCUUCAGUGGUGGACAUAUCGAUACCAAUGCAUUCAGUUGGAAGCAUAAUUGGACUUGGUAUAUUUAUGCAUGGUUUGAAACAUCCUGUUUUGCAUGGACUCAGUUUUGGACAAAAAGGGUAUUAUCCAUCAAGUUUGAUCCAAAAUAUUCACCAUUCUUUCAAAUCUAACAUUGAUGACGCUUCUUUAACUGUCAAGCGAUCGCUGAUGGUGUGCGAAUAUCUGAGCCGUCAGUAUGGCGGUAGGAUGUAUGCAAAGUUUCAGAACAUGGCAAGAAAACUCGGCCAGAAAUACGACGAAGUGUUAAACAAAUGUGACGUCCUGGUAAUGCCCACGUUAACAAAGACAAUACCUAAAUUGCCUCCCAAAAAUGCAUCUCUAAAUGAUGCCACGGCAGCGUGCCGCAGCAGCGGGGGGAAUCUUCUAUUUCCAUUCAAUGUAACUGGUCAUCCAGCAAUUUCUAUUGAUACUGGUUACAAAACAGACGGUCUGCCGGUUGGUAUGAUGAUUGUUGGAAAACAUUUCGAUGAAAGUACACUUUUCAAAGUUGCAUUUGCAUAUGAACAAUCACAAGAUGCCAACUGAUUGGACGUGAAAACAUCGUUAAGCCUAAUAGCAGGUUGCUAAGUGUGUUAUUCAUUUAAUUUGGUGGUGGCGGUGAUUUAUAGCGUUAUUUAGACUAAAGUCAAUCAUCUCACGAACACUAUUCGUUUUCUGGUUUGACAACUACCAGAAAAAAAGUGUCUUAGCAGUUACUGCUAUAGAUGUACAUAGUGUUUCAUUGACGGGUGUUGCAAUUGAAUGGCAUGUGUACAAUAUCUUCUAAUUUAAAUUAUGCAUCUGAUUGCCAGCGAUCAUCUUGGUGAUCAUGAAUGAAAUAUUAAGUAUGAAAAGAUGGGUAUAGUAUGGGUAGUUUGAUAUUAAAUAAAUUACAAUUAAAGUUGUAGCUUGGAGCGAAUUAACCGACAAAUUGAUGCAUUGAUGAUCACUGGUUGAAUGAGACUACUGGUCCACAGUUA
Molecule: messenger RNA, 1545 nt
Organism: Saccoglossus kowalevskii
Lineage: Eukaryota; Metazoa; Hemichordata; Enteropneusta; Harrimaniidae
Molecular function (GO): catalytic activity
Source: RefSeq, a predicted model, not a curated record